Molecule: messenger RNA, 6398 nt
Organism: Gigantopelta aegis
Lineage: Eukaryota; Metazoa; Mollusca; Gastropoda; Neomphalida; Peltospiridae
Product: DENN domain-containing protein 1A-like
Exons: 23
Coding region: 125-3034 (969 amino acids)
Biological process (GO): endocytic recycling; endocytosis
Cellular component (GO): cytosol; intracellular membrane-bounded organelle
Molecular function (GO): guanyl-nucleotide exchange factor activity; phosphatidylinositol phosphate binding
Source: RefSeq, a predicted model, not a curated record
UGGUGGACUGGGGAGUUCUUCCAUUUACUCAUGGAAAAGAUUUACGAUGACUGAACACUACAAGCAACGGGCUCAAAGAUCGGGUUGCAUACUGUUUUUCUGCACAUAGCUAGACUGGCAACGAAUGGUAACAAGCAUGGGAUCUCGACUGAGAGAAAAUCCCGACAAGUUGUUUGAAGUAUUUGUUGAAGUAGCAAAACCAGAGGGAGACCAAGAUCCCUUCAUCGUGGAAAAGUUUCCACCAGAAUAUGACAAUGAGGAGGUUUUAAAGACAAUCCCCAAGUUUGUGUACCCGUGUCAGAUGGAAUGCUCAAUUGUUGAACACUUCACCUUCACCAUGACUGAUUUAGAAAGCAUGUUUUCAUUCGGCUUCUGUCGUUAUGCUUCUGGCACCCAGACCUGUCUUUGUAUUAUCAGUUUUCUGCCGUGGUUUGAAGUGUUUUACAAGCUGCUCAACAUGCUGGCGGAGGUGACGAACCGGAGUGAGAACAACAGCGCGAUCCCCCUGCUGAAGGCCAUGUACCACCAAGACAUUCCCAUGCCCAAUGUACCGGUCACCAUCGUUGCACAACAAGACAUGUUCAGUUUCACGGCGACCGACCCCAACCAACUUCCUAGUAUUCCUAACAGUAGGAAUCUAACAGAGUAUUAUAAUGCUGUUGACAUGCACAACAUGAUGAUCGUAUUUGCAAGUAUGUUAAAUGAGCGUCGUGUCGUGUUCACCUCUAAGAAACUCAGCCGGCUGACUGCCUGUAUUCAUGCUGCAGAGGCGCUGCUCUAUCCCAUGCAUUGGCAGCAUCUUCUUAUACCUGUUCUACCAGCUAAUCUUAUUGACUACUUAAGUGCUCCAAUGCCAUAUGUUAUUGGUGUUCACACAUCGUUAAUAUGUAAAAUCAGGAACAUGGAGCUGGGAGAUGCUGUGAUAGUGGACACCGAUAAGAAUGUUGUCAAAACCGAGUACGACGACUUAGAAGACUUACCUGAGGAAGUGGUAUCCUACUUGAAGAAAAAUCUCAAGAAUGAAAGAUUAAAAGCUUCCAUGCAGAACUCGGGGGAUGCAAUAUCUAAGAUAUUUCUCGAGGCACUCGUUCGGCUGAUAGGAGGUUACCGAGAAGCUCUCAAGUUCAGUAUUGGUGAGCCGAUCACGUUCAUGCCGGAAGUGUUUGUCACGACGAGACCACCGUCGAUGAGACCCUUCCUGGAAAACAUGCUCCAUCUGCAGAUUUUCCAACAGUUCAUCAAUGGACGGCUCGAUAUCCUGAACUGUGGCCAGGGCUUCACGGACCUGUUUGAGAAGAUGGCAAUACUGCACACCGAUAAACUGAACACACAGUCGCGUUACAAGGAGUGGCUUGGAAACAUGAAGAAGCAGCAAAAGAAGUUUUCGAAAGGAGGGAAGGUUGUUUGGUCCGACUUCAAAGAAAAGGCUCCAAUCAUGAUGACCACCGCUGUUCAGUCAGUGAAGACUCAUGGGAAAAAAGCUGUGACUGGGAUUAAAACAAGGUUUCAUGAGAUUAACGAAUCUGGAAAACAUUCUUCCAAGAUGCCAACCCCUUCUACUUCCACAAAGACGUUUAAUAGACAACAACGGCCGGCUACUAUUGUUGGCUCCAAGCUGGAAAUGUCUCGUCCCCCGAGACCACCCCCACCAGGUGGAAAAGUAGCACGAUCUCAAAGCUCGAGAAUGAUCCCACAAUCAACAAAGUACUCUACGAUCAACAUCACGACUGAAGACUUGAGCCGAUUUGAGAGUUUUGACGACAACUGUCUCCCCGACGAGUACCAGCGAGUGAGUGUCAACCUGAUGACCGAUCCAGACAUCCAGUCCGCACUGCAUCGGUCGGCCAGCGACAACAACCUCAACCCAAAAACAGUCUGGUACAUCCACAACUCUCAGAUAGCAGACAGUGAUUCAUCAUCUUCUACUGACCAUUCCGGUAAUGUGACUCCAGGAGUUUCGAGCACCAGCAUACCGUACCUGGGCAUCACAGACACUGGCAGUACCGAACACAUGACAGAACAGCUCAUCAACGUCUCCAAGACCAUGGAGGAGUCGGACUUACCACCAGCCAUAUUACCACGGCAACCACUCCAGAACCUACUAGCCCAUGAUCUCACAGCGCCGCUCAGACCACCAAAACCAAGAACCAAAGAAAAAGAACUCAUCAAGUUCGAUUCCACCGAGUCAGAGUCAGACAUGUUUGAUCCCCUGAAGCAGAAGGUAGUGGAUUUACAGCAGAGGCAACCGCAGGCGUCUGGUCUUGAGAGGGGACUGAGUAACAGAGGAUCGGUCAUCAGCAGGUCUCCGGCUUUUAGGAAGCCCCAAGAAGAGACUCCAAAACGAGCGACGUAUCGACCAGAUCACGAAUCGUCGCCGGAAACCAAUUUUGACGAGCAGUCUACAUCAUCGUUUGACCCGCUGGCGGGCUUCGAUAAAAGAUUAUACCCAGGUUUUCCUCCUGCAGCUCAAGCUACAGAUGAUAAGAUGUUCAAACACGAUAAUGAUUCGUUACUCCACGACUGGACUCUGGGGCACCUGGCAGGAUCCAGAACGAGUCCCGUGACAGUUCCUCCACCCAGACCUUCCCCCCCACUCCACUGUGGCAAAAUCUCACCCGUACCUUCUGGAACCCUUCCCAUGGACCUGGCUACCAGACCAGUGCCAAAACCAAGAAAUUCUAUUGGGAACAAAUUUGAGUCUGUUCCAAUGUUCCAAAAUCCGAACCAGUCAAAUUUCCAAACCCGCGGCGGCCCCUCUCCUCAGUUAGGGACCUCGAGCCAGACUUCUUCUAGUGAUCCUUUUGGGGCUCUGCUUCAGCCAUCGUUUCACAGUUCUAACAUGGGUGGCGGCAGUAAGCUGGCUCCAGAACCCACAGGACAAGUCAGACAGAAAAGUGAUCCAUUUGAGGACUUGAUGGGAUUAACACUAAAUCCCCCCGUGUCGAAACCUCAGCCAUCAGACAGUCAUAGGUCUACGUCAGCAAAGUCAUCAACGUUUUAUGCUCCUAAACCAAAGUGGCAGACUUUUGAUUGACCUUUCAGUCAGUUUUUUUUUAAAGCUAUUUGUUAAAUUUAUUUAUUGUUGUUACGCUGAGUUGAGGUGUGAAUGUGGGCGUGUGUUACAAGUUAAUGCUCAAAAACUACAUAUCCAUGAUAAUUUCUACGUCAGAACUGACAAAUGGGUAACAGACGCGGAGGGUAGAGCUUCUGUCAACAAAUGUUGGUACCAGUAUUUGAUUCUACUUUCAAAGUGUAUGUUUUGACUACAUUUGACCGAGAUAUAGGUGUCACAUUUCUGACUCUAUUCUAGUUUCUCUCAGACUUGUUUGUACCAGUAUUUGAUUCCAGUUCAAGGUGUAUGUUUUCACAGCAUUUAACCAAGAUAUCUGUAUCACUUUUCUGACUCAUUAUUCCAUUGUGCAGGUGUGUUGAUAACAGUUAGGGGUUCACAAUUACCAAAUUUUUAUGCACAUACAAAUAUAUUUAUUUGUUUUCUCUCUUUUUUUCUUUUUUUGAACUUAGGGAAGAUAUCUCAAUCCUGUUCCUUCCUAAAAGUGUACGUAAAUGAAAUUUCUCUGGGGAAUAUUUUAUCAACUCUUUUGUUUGUUUUUGACAGCAUGUGUCAUUAACAACCUCUUUCCUAACAUACUACAUGCAAACCCAUCGUGCAUCACAGAGGUUGGUGUAAUAUGUGCAGGAAAUGUUUACAUCAAUAUACACUAAUGCUGAAUAUUGUCUUAUUUUGUUAAUUGAGAACAUACGUGCAUCAAAAACACUAUAUCGUUAGGUUUAUGUGUGUUUGUGUUAAUCAUUGUUAUUAAACAUCCUGUUAUUUUAAAACACUUUGAUUUAUUUCAGUAGUUGUGUUUAGGCUCAUAUAGACUGGAUGCGUCAGGUGCUGUCCAGCUAACGAAAAUUAAAAUACAUUAGUUUCAGUGAGAUUGUCUAGACUAGAUGCGUGUGGACAGGUGCAAUGAAAUAAUUGUGUAUGGUGUAUAUGCCCAAAAUGCACGCCAGUGACGCAACAGUCGGACCACACGUGCGCACCACAUCCAGUCUGUAUGAGGUUAUAGUGUGCCCAUUAUAGCAAUUCUACAACUAUUCCAAAACAUUGGAUCGAAGUGUUUUAAAAUACUAUGGCUUUCUUUGAAAACAUUUUAAGACAUAUUAUCUAGGUAAUAUACAUCAAUGAUUUUCUUCAUUAAUUCAUGAAAUUUGCUACUAAACAUCAAAAGUCUGCACUGAAGUGAACAGUUAGUGCACAUUAGGCCAUCUGCCAUUACGUAGGUUGAUGGCCGUCAUAUGGUAUGUUUGCUUGUAAAAACUUUGAUAGUUUGAGUGAUCUUGCAUUCAAAGGAAUGAUCUUGCAUUCACAGAAAUGUUCUUGCAUUCACAGAAAUGUUCUUGCAUUCACAGAAAUGUUUAAAUGUUGGUACUUCCAAGAACCAUUAAGCCAAACAUAUGUAAAUUCCCAGUGGGUAAAUAGAGAUUAUUAUACAACCACAAGUAGUAGGAGACGACAUAUUCCACAUGCACAGUCUGAACUAGGACUGGAGAAGCAAUAUCAUGUAAUGAGGUCACUUCAUCAUGUUAUGACAUCGCUUCCAAGAAUCACUACAACAUCAAUACAUGUGUGCUUCGUAUGGUUUUUAUUAACUUGGUUAUGUUGAACAAUGUGGAUAAUAAAGAACGUCACCAGUUAGAUGUGCUUACUUACACCGAUUAUGUUGAACCAUGUGAAUAAUACAGAACGUCACCAGUUAGAUGUGCUUACUUACACCGGAGGAGUUGAUGUGUCUUUUGUUAAAAUUAAUCUCAACUCUAUUCUCAGAUAGAAUUGUAAGCAGCGUAGUAAAAUUACAGUUCUUUGUUCAGUGCUUGUAGAAUGUUUACGAGGGAAUGUUUUCAUUUCUGUGCAAAGUAUAUAUAAGAGAUGCUAAUGACAACAUUGGGUUUCUUCUAAACACUAAACCAAGUGUGAUAAUCAUAAUUAAGAACUAUCCGACACCUAAUGCAUGCUAAUUACAGAGUAUGAAGGUGACAUCAUGAAGACGUUCUAUUCUGUAUUCCGUCUGCUAUCAGAGUGUGACUCUGUGACUCUGUGAUGGGGAACAAUAAUGUAGAUAUAGGAAAAUAUUUUUACAAUGAACACUAAUACAGCAAAACUCUAAAGAACUAUCUAUUUGCUGGUCUGUAAUGUACAAUAUGGUGUUUGAAAUGGUAACUGCUUAAUUCACAAUGGAUUGUGGCUAUUGUAAACUUAAUUUUGCGAGAUAAAUGUAUAAAAGCUUAUGCUUAAAUCUGUUUUACUACUUAAAUAGGUAGAGGUGAUAUCGGAGGGUAAAUAAUAGCUGUAGGCAUGGAUCAACAUAUUAUAGAUAUGUGUGCUUUUCACAUAGAUGUUUACAGCUUCCAGACAUUUAGUUCUCUGUAGUAUGUAAUUAAAACUGUUGUUUUUUUAAUAGUGAAUUUGGUGGUUUAAAGUAAUUUCAUACUUUAUAAUCAUGGGCUCAUAUUUUCAUAGCAAUCUUAGCACUACGAAAUCGUAAAACCCUCGUAAGCUAUGAUGUCAUAUUUUCAUAGCAAUCUUAGCACUACGAAAUCGUAAAACCCUCGUAAGCUAUGAUGUCAUAUUUUCAUAGCAAUCUUAGCACUACGAAAUCGUAAAACCCUCGUAAGCUAUGAUGUCACUAUGGCAUGUACUGCAGUGAUGUCACAACCUAUGAUGGUGUUAUCAUUUCGUAGCGCUAAGAUAGCUUUGAACAUAUGUAGCCUGGUCCAAAUGCAUUUUGAGAAUUUACAAUAUUUGAUCUUAACAUAUGGUACCUGCAUUUUUCAUUUCAUUUCAUUUUCAGAUGCUGCUUUGCACUAAAUCAUUCUAGUUAUUUUAGAGUUGUUCAUGAGGUAUGCUUGUGAUGUUAAAAUUAAAUUCACCUUGGGUGGUAGGGGUAGACGUUCAGUUAUUACGCAUUGAGAAAUCGGGCCACUUUUGUAUUCCCCCUAGCUCAAAAACAUUUCGCAGUGCUAAGACCACCACCACCCUCUAUCUCCCCCCUCCUUUCAUUGUAGCUGUGAUGUAGUUCGACGAACAUUGUUGAGUUUUUUGUUCAUUUGUUUCUUUGGUAGUACAAGUACACAAAGUAAAAUCAUCUGUAAUAGACAAAUUUUCCAUGACUGCUUCUAUUUAAUUUGUGAAUAAAAAUCAAUACAUACGUCUUCCUUUCGCCCAUAACAUUUUGUAAUGCUUCCCAUUAUUCUUUCCCUUCGAACAUUAUGUAAAUGGAUUUAAAAAAAAAAAAAAAAACCUACAAAAACCCCCCACAAAAACAUUGCAAACUUUCAAAUUAGUUUUUGAAAAACACUUAAUUUUUUAAACGAGACAUACUAAUGAAAAUUAG